Bursaphelenchus okinawaensis is the source of this 1908-nucleotide messenger RNA. The record is from the annotation of a GenBank genome assembly. Lineage: Eukaryota; Metazoa; Nematoda; Chromadorea; Rhabditida; Aphelenchoididae.
AUGUUGAGCAUCAGCAGAUGUCGUAUACAACAAUGUAUCGCACGCAGAUGCUUGAUGAGCGACAUCAAGAUAUCGGAUAAGUUGAGGUACAUAUACAAAAAGUCCAGAGAAGAAUGUUCUCUGGCUCAAACAUCUCAGCGAGUCAACCCAAGAGCUGUGUUCGUUAACAAUGAAGUAGAUCUUCACAAGAUAGGUGUAUAUGGGUUCGACUACGACUACACAUUGGCUGUGUAUACUAGAUCGCUGAAUGAGCUUAUCUACAAUGCUGCCAUGAACAACUUGGUCAACAAGUUGAAGUAUCCGACAGAGUUACUCGAUAUUCCUUAUGACGUAUCGUUCUCUAUUAGAGGGUUACAUUAUGACAUUGAGAACUCUUGUUUGUUGAAGGUGGAUGCCUUCAACCAGAUUCAGAAGGGCACGGUGUACCGUGGGAAAAGAAGCCUGUCUGAAGACAGCAUCAAGAAGAUGUACGGAGGGUUCACGUUACCAAAUAUGAAGGGACGAAGCCUCUAUCAACUUAUUGACCUAUUCAGUCUACCGUGGGCUGGGCUGCUGGCUACUGUAGUUGAGUAUCUGGAUAACAAAAGUUUUGUCUUUGAUCCCACUGGGCUCUACAAUGAUGUAGCUGUAAGGAGUUAACAUUAUAUGAAAAUUCACGUCUAUUUUUGAGCAAGAUGAUAAGGUUCAAUAUUAUUAUGUUAAAGCUUUGCGUCGUGUUAAAUUAUUUAAAAAAGUGAUCAACUUACAUUGACUUUAUUCAGAGCAGCGUACAAGAUGUUCACAUAUCGGGAGAGAUGUAUCGUUUAGUGAUGGAAGACAUGGAGCGAUAUAUCCACAAGAAUGUAGGGUUAUACAACUUUCUGGAGCGUGUAACCAAAGAUGGCAAAGAGUUGUUUAUAGCUACAAAUUCUCCGUUCACUUUUAUGUAAGUCACAAAAUGUCAUUAUUGAUUUUGACAUUUCGUAUUAACGAAUUCUUGGUUUAAAACAAAUUUGGAGAAUGCAAACGGAGUGUGUUAUAUGAUUAUAGGAACGCUGGCAUGACAUAUAUGUUAGGGCCAGACUGGAGGAAGUUCUUCAAGUAUGUCAUGGUAUCGACCAAGAAACCAGGGUUCUUCCAAGGCAACGCUCCCUUCAGAUUGUACAAUGAAAACACCGAUUCUGUGUCAUUUGAGCGUGUAGAUGAACUGGAACAAGGGAAGAUUUACUCUGGGGUGAGUCGUCACCUAUUUAUAAUGUAUUUUCAAUUUUAAACGAUAAUUUUGAAGUUUUAAUUUAUCGUGAGCCGUAAGUACUUUUAAAUAAAAAAAUAUCUUUGAAAGUUCAGGGUAAUAUCCGAGAGUUUUGUGCCAAGUCUUCUUUCCAACGAGAAGGUGUCAUGUACUUUGGAGAUCACAUCUACUCUGAUUUGGCUGAGCCAAUGCUCCAAAUUGGCUGGAGAACGGCGGCCAUCGUUCCUGAGCUAGCCCGUGAGAUCAGAACACAGAACACGGACAAGUACAGACUUCGGGUGUUGUGGCUGGAGACAUUGUCGCGACUGAUCGAACAGCAUCAGAAGUACGGUAAGCACGACGUGAAGGCGGAGGAGGUGAUCAGAGGCUGGGCCGAGGAACGGCGUCGGCUUCGCAUCGACCUCAAGUGUAUGUUCAACGCUCAGUUUGGCUCAAUGUUCCGAACGUUCCACAACCCAACGUUCUUCUGUCGCAGACUGAACAGAUUGUCUGACAUCUACACUAGCAGACUACCCAAUUUGUUACAGUAUGACGAUGACCAUACUUUCUUUCCGCGAAGGAACGCCUUAGCUCACGAGCCUCAUCUGCCUGAACCUGAGAUGGCUGAUAUUAUCUUAGAACACGUGUCUAAUAUCAGAAUUGACCCUAAGUCAGGGCGUAGCAGUAUGGAGGACUAG